This is a messenger RNA of Rattus rattus (black rat), 4628 nucleotides long. RefSeq names its product sorting nexin 33 (gene Snx33). The transcript is spliced from 3 exons. Gene Ontology annotation, molecular function: protein binding; phosphatidylinositol binding. Gene Ontology annotation, cellular component: plasma membrane; cytoplasmic vesicle. The coding region runs from base 1650 to 3374 and encodes 574 amino acids. Gene Ontology annotation, biological process: cleavage furrow formation; mitotic cytokinesis; mitotic cell cycle. Lineage: Eukaryota; Metazoa; Chordata; Mammalia; Rodentia; Muridae. The record is from RefSeq and is a predicted model, not a curated record.
CUAGACAGAUAAGAGUACCCGAGGCUGGAAAGGAGGCUGGGAGAAGGGAGUCCGCAGCUCUGUUCCCCUGCAGUCGGGGCGGUUCUUCUAGCUCCCUCCUCGCCACUCUGCGCUCCGCAAACUUUCGGAGUUUUCCUGCACUUGCGUCACGGAAAAGGCAGAUGGAUGACCAAGUCCAGGAGGCGAAGCUCGGCGGCGGCUGGCUAGCUCCCCCGCGCGGCGCUCCAACCCCAGUGAGAAGCUACUCUGGGCGCCGGCAACUCGGCUGCUGAAAGCUCGCAGCUCCCCGACUCCCGGAUCCAUUUCCUGGAUCCCGGCCACCCGGACUGAACCCGAGAGAGAGAGAGAGGGCGCCCGCCAGAAGGAAAGUGAGCGGAAGGCCGGCGGUGGCACCCUGGCCGCGGGAGGGAGGAGCUGCGCGGUCCCAGCCCGGCCAGGACGCACGGAAGUGCGGUAGAGUUUGUUGAAUUCCGUAGCCUGCUUUCCCUCCCUCAUACCUCCCUCCCUCUCUCUCCACCCCUCACCUCCCCUACAGUUUUAACCUCCUUCCUCCGAACGCCACCUCCUGGACUCCCUUUUCCCCCUUUUCUCUCUCUUUUUCUUUUUUCUAUUUCUUUUUCUUUUUGUUGUUGUUUUUUUGUUUUGUUUUGUUUUUUAAAGGAGGUUGUUUGUUUUGGACCUGGCUUCCUGCUGGCAGCGCUGAAGGGCUGAGAGUGAGGGGUAAGGAGGCAAGAGGCUGGGGCUCAGCUACUCAGCUAGUCCCUCUCGGGUCGGAUCCUGAGGGCAUCGCGGAGAACGAACCUACAGACGGUCCGACAAACACCGGGCCAAGCCAUCUAUUCGACAGAGCUCUAUCUACUGACUGCUGUUGAGUGUCUGGGGGCACAUCAGGGGCGGGGAUGGUGAUGGUGGAGGUUUCUACUAGCGUUACUUCUGGACAGGGGUUCUGGGACUCCGAUCCGGGUCAGCUUCGUACUCUGAAACUGCCGAGGAAUUAGGCAAACAAAAGAGGCACUGAGAGAAAGAGGCCAGAAGUCCUCUGCGCCGCUUGUCGCGCCCCCUUGUUAUCUGGGGGUGGGGGCUGGCCAUUUGCAGGGCGGGAAGAGGGCACCAGAGCGGGUGAGACGGGGUCGCACCCCCUAGGUCGAGUAGUUAUCGGCUGGUUGUGCAAGCUUUGGCCCUUGUUUUCCUGGCCUGGCUCGUUUGGAGGCCGGACACAUCCACCCUUGGAAUUGGUUCAGGACUCUGCUGUUAUUCUCCUUGCCCCUCUUGGAUUUUCUGGAUUCUUGAAGACGCGGUGGCCCGGGAGGAGAGAGGAAGGAGGAAGGAGCAGAUCUCCAGAGGAAUGUGAGAGCCUCCCAAAGCCGGAGCAGCCAGUAGGAGCGGAGAGCCAGGAGAAGCAGAACCUUGCCUGCGUUUCUGGGACCGUGGUCUGAGGCAGAUACCCCAAGGCUGUUUCUGGACCAUGGACACUUCUUUGACCAAGAGGCAGUUAGACAGCAUCUGUGCAGCUGAGACCCUGUCCUAGGGGCUCAGUAGGGCGUACUAGACUUUGAGCUGCAAGCACUUUUUUUUGGACACCCUGCUGGACAACCUGGGUCUGGGCAAGGCAUUUUCCUUCCAGUCUUGACCUAACAGAUAACUUAGCCAUGGCACUGAAAGGCCGAGCCCUCUAUGAUUUCCACAGUGAGAACAAGGAGGAAAUCAGUAUCCAGCAGGACGAAGACUUGGUUAUCUUCAGCGAGACCUCACUGGACGGCUGGCUGCAGGGACAGAACAGCCGUGGGGAGACAGGGCUCUUCCCUGCUUCUUACGUUGAGAUUGUCCGUCCUGGCAUCAGCUCCAACCAUGUGGACUAUUCCAACAGCCCUGCAGACUCCCUGGGCACCCAGGUGAGUUUGUAUAGCAGCCCUACUACGGCCAGUCCAGCCAGGAGUAGUGGGGGAAGUGGCUUCCUCUCAAACCAAGGAAGCUUUGAGGAUGAUGAUGACGAUGACUGGGAUGACUGGGAUGAUGGAUGCACAGUGGUAGAAGAGCCACUGGCUGGUGGCCUAGGUACCAAUGGACACCCUCCACUUAACCUCUCCUACCCGGGUGCCUACCCCAACCAGCAUAUGGCUUUCAGACCCAAGGCACCCCUGGAAAGGCAGGACAGUCUAGCAUCUGCCAAGCGGGGCAGUGUGGUAGGACGGAACCUCAAUCGUUUCUCAUGCUUUGUACGCUCUGGAGUAGAGGCCUUCAUCCUUGGUGAUGUGCCCAUGAUGGCCAAGAUUGCUGAGACCUACUCCAUUGAGAUGGGCCCACGUGGGCCUCAGUGGAAGGCCAACCCCCACCCAUUUGCCUGCUCCAUAGAGGACCCCACCAAGCAGACCAAGUUUAAAGGCAUUAAAAGUUACAUCUCCUACAAGCUUACGCCCACCCACGCUGGCUCACCUGUUUACCGGCGUUACAAACACUUUGACUGGCUAUACAACCGCCUUCUGCACAAGUUCACAGUAAUCUCAGUGCCCCACCUGCCUGAGAAGCAGGCCACAGGCCGCUUUGAGGAGGACUUCAUUGAGAAACGCAAGCGAAGGCUCAUCCUCUGGAUGGACCACAUGACUAGCCACCCUGUGCUCUCCCAGUAUGAGGGCUUCCAGCACUUCCUCAGCUGCCUGGAUGACAAACAGUGGAAGAUGGGGAAACGCCGAGCAGAGAAGGAUGAGAUGGUGGGUGCCAGUUUCCUGCUAACCUUCCAGAUCCCCACAGAGCACCAGGAUCUGCAGGAUGUAGAGGAUCGGGUGGAUGCAUUCAAGGCUUUCAGUAAGAAGAUGGAUGACAGCGUCCUACAGCUUAGCACCGUGGCGUCAGAGCUGGUGCGGAAACAUGUAGGAGGCUUCCGCAAGGAAUUCCAGAAGCUCGGAAGUGCCUUCCAGGCCAUUAGCCAUGCCUUCCAGAUGGACCCUCCCUUUAGGUCUGAGGCUCUCAACAAUGCCAUUUCUCACACUGGCCGGACCUAUGAAACCGUUGGCGAAAUGUUUGCUGGACAGCCCAAGCAUGACCUCUUCCAAAUGCUCGACACACUGUCUCUCUACCAGGGCCUACUCUCCAACUUCCCUGACAUUAUCCACCUGCAGAAAGGUGCCUUUGCCAAGGUGAAGGAGAGCCAGCGUAUGAGUGAUGAGGGCCGCAUGGCUCAGGAAGAGGCAGACGGCAUUCGCAGGCGCUGCCGUGUGGUAGGCUUUGCCCUGCAGGCUGAGAUGAACCAUUUCCACCAGCGCCGUGAGCUCGACUUCAAGCAUAUGAUGCAAAGCUACCUGCGCCAGCAGAUCCUUUUCUACCAGCGGGUGGGCCAGCAGCUGGAGAAGACGCUCCGCAUGUAUGAUCAACUCUGACAGACUCCGACCAGCUAUGCAGGGCCUCUUCUCACCGGUCCACCCCACUCCUGUCAUUAGCAGCGGCUCAGGUGCGCAGGGCGGGUGAGGUAGGCAGCCUGUUCUUUCUAGGAGAAGGGACUUUGGAGAAGUCCUGGUAUCCCUGGCGCAAUUUCCCCUGACUUUAGAGAUGGAUGAAUGGCGGUAGCCCUUUGAGCCAAAGCCUGGGCCGCUGGUCAGUCCCUAAAGAGCAAGCUUCUCUGGAGCCUAUAGUGCACUCUCACCCGGCCACCACACUCUGUUCAUUCCCUGGACUCUAUAGACUGCCGUGGCCUUGGCUGAGACAUUGGUGACCAAGGGGCUGGAACUUGCCUGUCCCCGAAGAGCCACUUUUCAAGAUGGUUAUUAGACAAUGCAAAUUGGUAGGUGACACCUGAAGAUUCAUGGGAACUCUCCUCAAAGGACCACAGAACUCUGCUGGUCAGGGGGACACUUCAUGGAGUAGGUGACAUUCCAGCAAUCAUCUUGAAGAAUUCCAAGGACCUACAAAGGACAGUAAAUGGAAAGGAUGACAUUUUGGGCAGAAGAGCGAUGUGGUUCCCUCCCCUUACCUUUCCCAAAGCAAGUUUAGUGUCCUUUCUGUGGGUUGUGAUCUGUGUGACAGAGGGGAGGGAUCAUGCUUGCUCUGUGGUCCCUGGCUUUCCCUGCCCUACCCAUGCCUUUGCAGGAGGGACUGCAGGCCAGCUCCCUCCUAUAGGCCUUGGAUUCCUCAAUGCUCUGUUUGAGGGACCCUGCCCUACUUUUCCUUGAUUAGGGGACCAUGCAACAACUUUCCCUUCUGUAUGUUCAAGGUGCUCAAUCUAGGGAGCACUGGGCCCCCGGUGGUACCUUUCUGGAGGGAACUCUCAAGUUACCAGCAGUGACUCCCCAUUCUCCUAGCAGGUCCAGGUCGAGUUCCCAGGCACCAUUGUUUCUGUGGCUUGGUCUUCUCAAGUUACUCCCAUUGUACAGUGGGAAAUCUGACAGAAAGAAACUGGGAACUCCCGACCCCCAUGUGUGGCCAGAAUCACUGGUCAGUUUGCGCAGUCACCCACCUAUGUUUACAUUCUCCAGAAAUUACUGCUCUGUAACCCUCAGUCCUGGGUGCGGCCCAGCAGCGUGUUGUUGGGAAAUGACCCUGCCCCUGGCCUCCCUGGGAAGCCAUGUUCUGCUCCUAGGUCCUGCUGCUGGAUUCUUUUCUUCAUAAACCUUUUGCAGUUAACUAGUGUAACAGAA